Molecule: messenger RNA, 549 nt
Organism: Henningerozyma blattae CBS 6284
Lineage: Eukaryota; Fungi; Ascomycota; Saccharomycetes; Saccharomycetales; Saccharomycetaceae
Gene: INA22
Product: Ina22p
Exons: 1
Coding region: 1-549 (182 amino acids)
Source: RefSeq, a predicted model, not a curated record
AUGAACUUAAAAUUGAACCUUAUUAAAAGACACAACAGUACUGAUAUAAAAACUUUGAAAAAUAAAAGAGUUGAGGAAAAAGAUAGGCUUAUAAAACCAAUUGUGGUAUUUGUAAUAUUUGUAGGAGCAUUGAGCAGUGUCACUAAUGAAAAGAAGAAAUAUCAGGAUCUCUUGCGUCGUUAUGAGUUAAAGAUAUCGAUACUAGAACAAUUAAUUAACAAAGCUAAAAGAAAUGAUUUUCAAUUUAAUAUUGAUGAAGAAAUGAUAUCAGUCAAUAGAUUAUUCAGGAAUUCAGAAAUAAGUAAUAAUAAGUUAUUCUUGAAAAGCAAAGAUAUUCUAAAGCAAACAGACACAUCCGUGACUUCUGCCAAUGAUACUAUUGAAGAAGAUGAAAACCAAAUAUGGCAAUCUAUCUUAAAAGAGAUGGAAGCUGAACCACAACUUAAUAAAGUGGAAGAGGUUACAUCAACUCCGCCAACCAAGGACAUUCCUAAAAGCACAAAACUUAAAGAACAAUCUCAGAAACCACAAGUGUCUGGAUACUUAUAA